AUGACUUCAAAUGUCUCCAGUCAGGACACAACGAGCCUCCACUUUAUCGUCCGUUCGGGAUUGGCAGGCGGAGUCGCUGGAUGCUUGGCUAAGACGGUUGUCGCGCCUCUUGACAGAGUCAAGAUUCUCUUCCAGGCGUCGAACCCGGAUUUCCAGAAGUACGCAGGAUCAUGGAGCGGAAUAUUCCGGGCAGCGAAUGAGAUAUACAAAGAUAACGGUGUUCGAGGACUGCUACAAGGACACUCUGCAACCUUACUACGCGUGUUUCCGUACGCGGCCAUCAAAUUCAUGGCAUACGACCAGGUCCACUACAUGUUAAUGCCUACGACGCAAUCAGAAACCAGUGCUCGAAGAUUCGCUGCAGGAGCAAUAUCCGGAAUUAUCUCUGUAUUCUUUACCUAUCCCUUGGAAAUUAUUCGCAUUCGAAUGGCGUUCCACACAAAGUCUAUGGAUAAGACAUCCCCGCUCCGGCCCUCUUUUGUCCGUGCCGCCCGCCAGAUAUACACUGAAUCCGCGACAUCACUGAAUACCCAGAACUAUCUGCAUCGUUUCCCAGUGUUGAAAUACUAUAGAGGGUUUACCGUCACCGUUGUUGGGAUGAUACCCUACGCAGGAGUGUCGUUUUUGAGUUGGGGAGGAUUGAGGGCCCGCUUCUUGCCUGCUGAUGAACACGGCCGUAUUAUCCCCAACCCCGUCGGAGACUUGGCGAUCGGAGCUGUCUCUGGAGCUGUCGCGCAAACCGCAUCUUAUCCUUUCGAAGUUGUGCGACGCAGGAUGCAGGUGGGAGGUGUGACGCAACCUGACCGAUGGCUUCGCUGGGGGGAGACGGUUGGCUUGAUAUGGCGCUCUCAAGGGUUGAAGGGGUUCUUCGUAGGCCUUAGUGUAGGUUACUUGAAGAUAGUACCUAUGACAGCUGUAAGCUACGCAGCGUGGCAGGGCGGUAAACGGAUGCUAGGCGUUUAA
Pleurotus ostreatus (oyster mushroom) is the source of this 963-nucleotide messenger RNA. RefSeq lists its product as uncharacterized. Gene Ontology annotation, biological process: transmembrane transport. Lineage: Eukaryota; Fungi; Basidiomycota; Agaricomycetes; Agaricales; Pleurotaceae. The coding region runs from base 1 to 963 and encodes 320 amino acids. The record is from RefSeq and is a predicted model, not a curated record. The transcript is spliced from 5 exons. Gene Ontology annotation, cellular component: mitochondrial inner membrane.